CGUCGCUUCUCAUAGUUUUUUGACAGGAAAACACUAUCGAAGUUUUCACGAAAAAUCUUCCUUCGUACAGACACGUAUUGACAACAACUAUUAAGUGUUUGUUAAUUGCUACGAUUAGCCAUCUCCAUACACUCACGUUCAUUGGAUUACAUCGCUCGCUUCGAAAACGAGAUCAAAGGCGAAUGUCUGGAUUACAAAUUGGUUAUGACAUCCGUAGAAACCAACAGCACGAGGAUUAAAAUUUAAUAAGCACAUAAAAAAUAAUGGGAUUAAAAUGAAUAAAUUUUCAUUAAAUAAUAAAUUAAAGUAAAAAUCGAGUACAUGUGAAAAAAGAAAAUUUUCUCUCACAAAAUAAAUUGAAAAAUUAAAAAAAAAAAUUAACACACGAGUGCAAAAAUAUUAAAUACAAAAAAAAAAAGAAAGAGAGAAAGAAAGGUGUUAAAUAUUAAUUAAUAAUUGGAUUGAAAUUGGAAGCAAUAAUUACCCGUCACGACAAUAAUUGCCCCUCGAGUGAUCAAAGCGAAAAAAGUAUAAAAUUAAUUGUUCAAUUAUAAAAAAUUGUAAUUAAAAAGUGGUGUCGGGCGAUUGAAAUCAAUGUUGGAAACAUGUUAACGUCAAGCAAUCAGUACAUCAGACCGGAAUAUUUAUCCCCGUUGCCCAAUACGUUUGACUCGAAAAACAGUCCGUUGGCGUUGUUAGCACAGACAUGCAGUGCAAUUGGAUCAGAUCAACCGAAUCCCAAGUUACUCGCAAACAUCGAAAAAAGUCAGAAAAUGUCGAGCAACAGCAAAGAAAGUCGCGACAAACUUUCGCCCGGAAGUAAUUCGACACUUUCAAACAGCAGCUCAUCGGCAAGUGAUACACCAAAAUCUAGUUUUAAACCGUACGAACCGAAUUUUCGGGAAAAGAAUAAUUCGCCCGAAGAUCGCACACACAAAACUCGUUCGCCAUCGAAUGCGAAAAAUGCAACGCUCCAACCGGCGGGUCCUCACAUUUUGCAAAACAGCAACGGAAGAUGCGAAUCGAACCAAAGUGCCGCAAGUGUUUCGCGUGAUUCUCCGGCAAAUUUGAGUCGAAAGACCCCGAAUGGCGGAGAAAAGGGUUUGAAUUUGAGUCCAAAUCGUGCCUCAAAAGGAAAAGAAUCGCCAUCGGAACGAACAUCGAGCGAAAAGGCAACCGAUUUAUCCAAAGAAAGUAGCAAUAGUAGUAGUAGUAGUAAAGUUUCUGUGCCAACGACUUCAUCUUCUUCUUCUUCUGCAAUGUCAGCAAAUCCGUAUCUCAGUAGUUUUACGACGCCUCCCGGAUUCCCAUAUCCCAUGGAUUUAAUGACGGCAAGUGCGUUACAACAUCAAUCCAUGUUAAAAGCAGCUGCUUUAAGUCCAUAUUUGAAUUACGCUCGAAUGAAGAUGCCCGGCGGAGCGGAAUCAAUGAUGCCCGUUUGUCGCGAUCCUUAUUGCACGGGAUGCGCAUUGAGUCCUCACAUGAUGGGCAGUAAAGGAGCUUCGAGUGCAAAUGGAACAUGUCCCGCUGGAUGUACACAAUGCGAUCAUCCAAGUGCGAAAAAUCCAUAUCCCUCCCUUCCAACGAGUGCUUAUGCUCAUGCUCAAUUAGCGGCUCUCGCAGCAGCUUCUCAAAUGCCCUACGUGUGCAAUUGGAUAGCAGGCGACUCAAAUUAUUGCGGAAAACGUUUCGCAACGUCAGAAGAGCUUUUUCAACAUUUGCGCACGCAACAUACGACAGGCAGUAUGAGUGAAAGUAUGAUAAAUCCCGCCAUUGCUGCAGCAGUUGCUUCGGGAAUUCCUCCGACACAUCCGUUAUUCCAAAGAGCAUAUCCGUCGCAACAAUUGAGUCCUUUGUCGACGGCGCGUUAUCAUCCGUAUGGCAAACCAAGUUUACUUCCAUCGUCAUUACCCUCGAGUUUAGCGGGACUUCCUCCCGGAUAUCCUCCGUCAUUAGCGCAAUACUUCUCCCCUUAUUCGCUGUAUGGACCUCGAUUGGGAUCGACGCAUCCUCCAUUGUAAAACUCUUUUGGCGAAAUCCCCCGAAAUACAUAUCAAUCGUCGUCUUUUUACCCGAAAAAUGUGGUUUCUCUGCCUUGUUACGCAAUAUUAAGAAUAGAAAUGACUGUCAAAAAUCUUAAAUGUACUCCGCUUUUCCUUUCUCCAAUAAGAAACUUUUUUCUUCUCGUAUAAGACUUAAAACGAUAAAUAAAUUUAGUUUAAAAUUAAAUAAUUGGUAAGA
Molecule: messenger RNA, 2241 nt
Organism: Culicoides brevitarsis
Lineage: Eukaryota; Metazoa; Arthropoda; Insecta; Diptera; Ceratopogonidae
Gene: elB
Product: zinc finger protein Elbow
Exons: 2
Coding region: 606-2021 (471 amino acids)
Biological process (GO): negative regulation of DNA-templated transcription
Cellular component (GO): nucleus
Source: RefSeq, a predicted model, not a curated record